GCUAAAGGGCAGCACCACUGUAUUGUCACCGCAAUCUCAAGAGAUUAAACACUUCCGAAGGAUAUCAUGGCUUGAGCUGCUGCCUAGAACUGCCGGUGGUCCAUUAGAGCUAAGGGGGCAAAUGCACAGUCGGAGACAGGUCUUCUCCAGCGUCAUGCGUUUGUUCCUGCGGUGGUUCCGGCUGUGCCCGAGGCGGGGCCGCGUCCGGCUGCCCAGGAGGCUGCGGGAGCUGUGGGGCUACAGCAGGCUGCUGCUCAAAUCCCUCUACUUCAACACCCUCACCAACUCCGAUGUGGUCAUGGACUGCCUCUUCGAGCCUGUCUUCUGGAUGGUCGACCAUCUCACGCGCUGGUUUGGAGUGGUGUUUGUCUGCCUGGUGGUGGUGCUCACCAGCUCCAUCCUGUUCAUCGCCUACUUCUGCCUCCUUCCCAUGGUCCUCCACACCUACUCCACGGCAUGGAUUGUGUGGCAUGUCUGCUAUGGCCACUGGAACCUGGUGAUGAUCGUCUUCCACUAUUACAAAGCCACCAAAACCUCUCCUGGUCAUCCUCCACAGAUGAAAACUGAUGUGCCAGCAGUGUCCAUCUGCAAGAAAUGUAUCAUUCCCAAACCAGCCAGAACCCACCACUGUGGUAUCUGCAACACUUGCAUACUGAAAAUGGACCACCACUGCCCCUGGCUGAACAACUGUGUAGGCCACUUUAACCACCGCUACUUCUUCUCCUUUUGCCUCUACAUGACCCUGGGCUGCGUGUACUGCAGCAUCAGCGGCCGCAACAUGUUCAUCGACGCAUACAACGCCAUAGAGCACUUCAAGAGCUUGGACGUGGAGAAGCAGGGGGUGCCUGUGACGGGGGUGGGUUUGCUCAUAGGCAUCCUGCCCCCGGGAUCCAUGACUGGGCAGAGUUACUAUCAGACAUCACCGCCUCCCUUCACCUUCAGGGACAAAAUGUUCCAUAAGAGUAUUAUUUACAUGUGGGUGCUUACAAGCACGGUGGCGCUAGCAUUGGGUGGCCUAACCUUGUGGCACGCGGUGCUCAUAUCCCGGGGUGAGACCAGCAUUGAGAGACAUAUCAAUGGCAAAGAGACUCGGCGCAUGCAGAAAAAGGGCAAGGUUUUCCGAAAUCCGUUUAAUUAUGGGCGACUGAACAACUGGAAGGUGUUCUUUGGUGUCGAAAAAAGGAGUCACUGGCUGACUCGAGUUCUCCUGCCUUCUGGCCACGCCCCCUACGGGGAUGGGUUAACCUGGGACUUCUAUCCGCACAAAAAAGAUAUGAUGGCUAUCUAACGGCCCAUGGAGGGGCCGCUGCUCCCCAGAGCACCUUCCCAGCCCCCCUGAGGCCAUGCAACGCAGGGGGCGGGCCAGCAUCAGCCAACCUGGGUUUGUGGAGCCCAAGCGGCACCCUCUGCAAAGGCAGAAGUUUACCUAAAGAGACGACUGACCUCAUGAAAAGCUACUGAAAACGUCUGAGCUCCCCCUGUUUCCUCCUUCCUGUGUCAUGCUGUUCUGUUGGGCAUGUCUUGGGUGUGUCCACUCUACCUUGAUGUGAGAGGUGUCUUUGUGCACUCUUUGUUUUCCUAGUGCUGAAUCACAAUGGCUCGUGACAGGACUUGGUUACCGCUAUUAACUGUAUCUGGCAACGGGAAGGUGUUCUGCAUCACGGGUGGGAGGGGUCCCCUGUGACAGCUUGAAGGAGGGGCAAAAGCUGAUUGGUGCCAUGACUUGAGGCCCCGCCUUCAGAAGCAAUAAAGGAGUCGACGAAAAUUGCCGGCAGCUACA
Molecule: messenger RNA, 1780 nt
Organism: Megalops cyprinoides (Indo-Pacific tarpon)
Lineage: Eukaryota; Metazoa; Chordata; Actinopteri; Elopiformes; Megalopidae
Gene: zdhhc16a
Product: zinc finger DHHC-type palmitoyltransferase 16a
Exons: 11
Coding region: 122-1288 (388 amino acids)
Biological process (GO): protein palmitoylation
Cellular component (GO): Golgi apparatus
Molecular function (GO): palmitoyltransferase activity
Source: RefSeq, a predicted model, not a curated record